This is a messenger RNA of Chelmon rostratus (copperband butterflyfish), 1572 nucleotides long. It is a transcript of the gene aimp2, whose product is annotated as aminoacyl tRNA synthetase complex interacting multifunctional protein 2. NCBI's taxonomy places the organism in Eukaryota, Metazoa, Chordata, Actinopteri, Chaetodontiformes, Chaetodontidae. The record is from RefSeq and is a predicted model, not a curated record. The transcript has 4 exons. The coding region runs from base 119 to 1090 and encodes 323 amino acids. Gene Ontology annotation, cellular component: aminoacyl-tRNA synthetase multienzyme complex.
GCGAGCUCUGCUAGCUGCUGCUGCUGCCUGUCAACAUCAUACAGCCCCAGAGGACAUCUUUGUCACGGAUUUUGUUUUUAACUGUUUGUCCCUGACAGUCCACUAACUGUCCUCCACCAUGCCCAUGUACCAGGUAAAGCCCAUCUGCGGGGGUCACAUACAGACCGACUUGCCAACCUGCAUGUACAAGUUACCAAAUAUCCACGCGCAGCAGGGGGACAGCUGCACCUCUGAACACGCGCUUCAGAAUGGCGAGGUGGACCCGGCAGUCAAAGCUCUGGAGGCCCGGCAGGACGAGAUCAUGAGAAAACUGUACGAGCUGAAAGCAGCUGUGGAGGGCCUGGCGAAGACGGUUACAACCCCAGAUGCCGAUCUGGACCUGACAGUCAGCAGCAGCCUCUCCUGCCAAAGCUUCAGCUCCACAGCCUUCAAAGGCGUCACAAGCCUGGACACACUACUGGGAAAGGACCUCGGUGCUCUCCGUGACAUCGUCAUAAACGCCAACCCGGCACAGCCACCUCUGUCCCUGCUGGUGCUCCACAGCCUGUUGUGUCAGCGCUACCGGGUGCUCUCCACCGUCCACGUCCACUCCUCGGUUACCAGUGUGCCACCACAGCUCCUGUCCUGCCUAGGUCCACGCCAUGCGGACAGCUAUGCCCGCCAGAUGUUCCAGCUUGGCUUCACCCUCAUAUGGAAAGAUGUCCCCAAACUGCAGAUGAAGUUCAGCGUCCAGAACAUGUGUCCCAUCGAGGGUGAGGCCAACGUGGCGCGCUUCCUCUUCAAGCUGCUGGCUCCCUACCCCAGUGACCCUGCGCUCGCAACACUGGUGGACAGCUGGGUGGACACGGCUUUCUUCCAGCUGGCUGAGGGCAGCGCCAAGGAGCGCUCCGCCGUCCUGCGGGCUCUCAACUCCGCUCUGGGCCGCAACCCCUGGCUGGCCGGGCCGGAGUUCUCCCUGGCCGACAUCGCCUGCUACUGCUGCGUGCUACAGAGUGGCUCGGCCUCCGCUGCCCCUGCUAAUGUCCAGCGCUGGAUCAAGUCCUGUGAGAACCUGGGCCACUUCAGCCCUGCCAAGCUACUUCUGCAGUGACUGGGGCCGUCCCGGGACCACACACCAGAAGGGCGUCUUACCCAAGCAAAGUGAGAGAAGGGCAUUAGAAUAUUAACAUAUGCCAGCCAUGUCUGGAACACCUUUAAUGUUUCCCUCCUUACUGGACUGUAUCACUGCGCUGACAAAGACUCAGUAGAGGUGAUGAGGUUGACGGUUAAUGUGACUCCAGUAUUUGUCUCAGCCAUGCUGCUUUUGUAUAAAACAGAGGUUCUAAGGGAUUUUCUGCGAGGGAGGAAGCAUGAGAGGACUGUGAAGACAUGGGCUUGGUGGUGGAUUAAAUCAAAGGUACUGACCAGUUGUUAGUCCAACACACACUGUACACCUUCCACCCACUUUGUGCCUAAAAUGAUCCUGUUCUAAAUGUGUGUGUUUAAGUGUGGUAACGGGUAUUACUAGAUGUUUUCAGGAGUAAUACUUUGUACCAUUUGUUUUUCUGACAUCAUUAAAACUUUGGAUCUAAC